CGCGGUGAAAGCGGUCGGUGUUGUUUGGCGCCAUUUGCGGGAAAAAGGAAUAAGUGUAAUUGUUUUUUGGAUUUUUACAGUGAAUGGUUUACAAAAAAAACUCAUUUUUUAAUCAAUUAAAAUGUUUUCAGCUCAGUGAGCGGUGUUGUGCGGGUUAUUUACACGCGUGUGGAGUGUAUUUCCGCAGCUCUGUAGCAUAGAAGUCGUUGUUAUUGAAUAGUGAGCUAAUCAGCGAGAUCACCAAGUUGCCUAGUUGUUUGUUUUUGUUGUUAUUGUUUUUUUCCUGUUGUUUAUAAGUUAUCAGACACCGUUUUGCUAACAUGGGUUCGUGUUAACGUCACCUGCACUUGGACAAUGCGUUAUUGAGUGUGUGGAUUGUAAAAUUUUUAGAUCUCUGAUUUUGAGAUACUACAGAAAUGGCUGGAGUUGUUGCCAUGGCACCUGUUCUUGAGGAUUUUGAGGCUACCCAGCCAUGCAAGAAGUUGAGAAAAGAUGACGACACAUCACCGCCACCAACAACAACAAAGACCAUAACAAACUACUUCUUGCCUUUACCCAAGCCUGUGGACAAACCUUUCUGCCCACCUCGAUCAAACAGCAUCAUAGACUACUUUCGGAAAACGUCGCCCGCUCAGGAAAAGAUUACCUCUUCACAAAAGUGUGGUCCGCUUCCAUCCAAAGAGGUUCAGUCGCCUACCUGUGAGGAAGUCUGUCCUAAGACGAGUAGAGCCGAGCCGAGACAAAAACGGACCAGGAAAGCCAAGGGGAAACAAAACAAGUUACAGAAGGAGGAACAGGACGUGCUCACGGAUAACUGUUUAUUAGAAAGCCCGGAUGAAUCGAUAAUAAUCGAAGCAGGCAACGAUACUACUGCUCUGCUGUCGCAAUUAAACGAUGAGAUCUGCUUAGACGAAGAAAAUUUCAAAAGCAAGAACGCCGCAGACGACAGAAAAGCAAAGGGAGGGUUGCAGACUCGUAAAAGUAAGAAUUUAGCUACCCAAAGCCAGACGGAUGAUCAUUUCAGUAACGAUAAUGCAUCGUCCCAAGAAGACAAGUGUAGAAUGAAAAGGCCUGCAGCGAGGAGAAACAGAAAAGCGAACGGCAGCCAGAGUGAAACGUGCGACGCUGAGCACGAGCGGUCUCUUCAUGACGCCAGUAUGGAGGUCAACGUGGACGAGACAUCAGUGUUGAGCUGCAGCACCGUUACUGUAUCCUUUGAAGAAUUUUUACAGAGCCAGAUGCAGAACGAGGAGGAGGUCACUCCCGAUUCGAAGUCAGACACCCGUGCCUCUGAAAGCUCUGAAGCCGUGCCUUGCACGGAUGCUGCUGUGUCACCAAGAACCCUUACGAUCCAAGCUGAAGUGCAUCCCAUCUCCCCUGGUCAUGAGUCAGUCAAGGGCCCUCUGUUAAAAAUGGCAUCGAUUUUCACUAGGAAUAAAAAGGAGAGUCAAUUAAAAGAUGGCAAAAAGUCUUCCCCUGAGAACCCACAGGUGAACACGGACGUUCUGCCCGACCUUAAGAGAAAGUCGAACGUCGUACUUCAUGAAGAUGACCUGGAGCUUUCGGUGGUCGAAUCCAGCUCCACUUCUAAAUGCACCCAAGAAGAAAGGAAACAGUUUAUGAACGCUUUCAAGCAGCCGAGUCAGGAUGGCUCUAAAAGUAAACCCAGCAAAGGCCCGAGCAAACCGAAGCCAGCUAAAGAAAGCUCCUCUGAGACAGAGGAACCUGAAAAGCAAGCCGAUGAGAGCGAUCCUGACCGGACCACGCCAGAACCGAGUACGGAGCAAAAAACUGUUACCGGUGUUGGAAAGAAAAGAGGUAGAAAGCCUGUGAAGAAAGCGCAGACGGACCACGUACCGGAUACUCCGAAGCGAGACGAACUUCCGACAUCGACGGAAGUAGAAAACAAGAGCGGUUCUAUCGAUGACGGUAACAGGCCGAGCGUCAAGGAGCUUCGGAGGUCUACCAGAGAUCAGACACGCAGACUAGCAACUCCUGUGCCUGACAGAAAUCCCUCUCCUCGCAAGACGAGAAUCCGCGCCAAGGCAGAAACGUCUGCAGCGUGCCAGGAUGACGUCGCUCAGGCUUCCACUCCAAAGUCUACCAGGCACAGAAAGAAUGUUUACAGGGCUGAGAUACUCUCUCCACUCAAGAAGCGAGACAGCCCCAUCAGAAUGAGAUUCACCAGGAUGUGUCCUUCUUCUGCCACUAAAACUGGAGAUUUUGAAAUAUUAAGUCCUCUUUCAGUGCCGGAAUCAAGUUCACUGAAGAAAAGGAAACAGGCUAAAAAGUUGGUGCAGAAAGCCAAAGCACUGCAGAAGAGUAAACAGACUGCUGCAGGGGAGAAGGCCGGCGUGCGAUGCUCCACGAGGACCAAAGAAUCUCCCCGAAUAAAUUACUGCGAGGACGAGGACUCUGUUGUGUUCUUGGAAGACGGUCUAAGCAACGCCGCAGCGGCGACUCAAGAAAGCAGCAACAGUCAGAAAAAACUUCGCAGUCUAAAUGAGGUUUUAGGAAAAAAUAUACCUCCGAGUAAGGCUUCGAAGAACGUUCCGGCUUCUAAACUCUCCUCCAUGCCUGUGGAAAGAAAAUCCCAGAGAUCUUCAGCAGUCGUCUUUAUACUCGAUGACAGCAGCCGUGAGGGUUCAGAGAACUCCCAAGAUGACGAGCAGUUCCGGGCAAAGAGGGAGUUUCUGAAAAGUGGCCUACCCGAGUCUUUUAAAAAGCAGAUUGCUAAGACGGCAGCUAACAGAGAGGCGUACGCUCAGGCCUGUACUUCAUUCCAGUCUGUGGUUCAUGUGCAGCAGAGAUCCGUGGAUUGCUCUAUGUGGACUCUUCCCUGGCCUGAAAAUCCUUUCUUGAGUUGCCUGAAGGAGUGUUACCAUAUUCCAUCUGCAACACUUGUGUCAUUGGAGGACCACGCAGGCCAUGUCACUGUUCCUGCUCAGAGAACCUGCAGAGAAGAGGUCUCCGGGAGGCGAGAAAUCUUUUCGGAGCCUGUUAGAGAACGGUUGUUGGAAGAAAUUAGCGCAUCCAAUCCCUCUUUUCCUGUCCAGAGAUUUUUUACUCGAUUCCUAAAGAGACACAAAGAAUAUUUACAGGCUGCAAUUUCAGAACCAGAGUGUGGGCCUAAAACAGCUACCCCUGUGGGCUUGACCGAGUCCGUGGGAAGAAAGCGUAAGCGUGUAGACGACGGAGAGAGACCAGGCAAGCUAGCCAAGAAACAGAAGUCUGUUCAUAAGGAGGAGGAGACCGUAGUUAUUUUGGACAGCCCGGGUUCUGCAAAUGGUGGAACACCCGAAUCCACUGAGACCGUGACUCGCAGCUCAGGCCGGACGAGACGAUCACUGAGAAACAAGAAGGGGACGGCGGAGGAGCCCAAACCCACAGAGGACAAGAAGCAGUGUGACUCUGUUAUUAUCCUUGACUCUCCGCCUUCAGAAACAUGCACUAAAGAUUGUGUUGCUGAGGAUGUGCCCUGGACCGAGAAGUACCAGCCCCAGCAUUCUAGUGACGUCAUUGGAAACACAGCUUCUGUUAGGAAGUUGCACAGUUGGAUGAAGGAAUGGAAACUCCGGGCUGACCGUGAAGAGAGAAGAAAGCAGCAGGAGAGAAAGCAAGGGGAUGAUAGUAACGAGUCCUGGUUAGGAGGUGACAGUAGCGAGGGGCUGGAGGAUGCGGAGGACAUGCUUUGUAACACGCUGCUCAUCACAGGCCCCACCGGAGUAGGCAAAACCGCCGCCGUAUAUGCCUGCGCUCAGGAGCUCGGCUUCAAGGUGUUUGAGGUAAAUUGUUCCUCUCAGCGUAGCGGCCGUCAGAUCUUGUCUCAGUUGAAAGAAGCCACCCAGUCUCAUCAAGUGGACAUCCAAGGGGUCAAUUCCCAUAAGCCCACUUUCUUCAACAGUUCCAGCAGCAGUGGUCUUUCAACCAAACCUGGCUCUUCACCUAGGAAGGUGAACUCUCCUAGACGAGUUGUGUCAUCGCCCAGGAAACCACCGCAGUCCCCUCGAGGUGCUACAUCGAGGAAAGGAAGCUUGGCACCGAAAUCAUUGGCGAGUUUCUUCAAGAUAGGCGGAAGACCGACAGGCAAAGAUGACGUUGAUCAAGAUAAAAAGGCUCAAACGAGCUGUCCCAAGACAUCGGGCAAAGUCACUAAAGAGACUAAAGCCUCCUCUGAAGAGCAAAGCAAGAGAACUGCCACUUCCCUCAUCUUGUUUGAAGAAGUUGACGUCAUAUUUGAUGACGAUUCUGGAUUCCUGGCUGCAGUGAAAACCUUUAUGAUGACCACCAAAAGACCCGUCAUCCUAACAACCAGUGAUCUUACAUUCGGUGCAAUGUUUGAUUGCUACUGUGAUGAAAUCCAUUUCAAAGCUCCUUCUUUGGUGGAUGUGGUGAGUUACCUGCAGCUGCUGUGCCUGGUGGAAAACGUGAGGACGGACACGCAGGACUUGUCAUGUUUGCUGCAUUGGAACAGAUGCGACAUCCGGCAGAGCCUCCUGCACUUGCAGUUCUGGACCCGCAGUGGAGGAGGACGCCAGGUCCUACGUCCCAUCUUACAGUCAGGAGCAUCCGAGUGUGAGAUCAAGAAAGAGGCCGCUGAAGUGGAAAGUGUCGCUGUUGGUGGUACACUUCCUCUAGCCAGUGUACCACCCUGUCAUGUCGGAUGCACAGAGUCUUUGUUGGGGCUUCUGAACACCCAGCAAGAAAAAGGAGUAGAGGAUUUGUUGCAGAGUGAACCUUCAGCUGUGGACAGGAUGAGAUGCUUGGAUCUUCUCUCAGAAGCUGAAAGGACCGGCGUGAAUUUGCUUUACUCAAACCUGGAAGUGCUGCUGCCUCUACCCAUUCGUCCGUUGCCAGACCUCAUUAACAGACAACGAUUGUCCUCGAACACUGAACCACCGCCUGGGCUCUUAUCUAAAUACGGCAACAUAGUAGAGCAGGAAGAGCACUCUGAUGACACAAGCCCUCUCAAAGUGUCUUGUAGAAUGAGGCGGAAAAAGCAGCUGUACACAGACAAUAAAAGUGCUCUUCAGUCUGACUCAGAAUCAGAGGAUGGCUUUCUGUCCCUGCCUAAGCCCAGAUCUGACACAAAACCCGCACAGGAUGAGGUUGCUCAGGAUCCACCAGCAUCCAAAGCUGUGAGGAUGAGAGUUGAGUUGUCUGAAGCUGAGAGGAAAAAGAGUCAGUGUGUGUCUCAGUGCCUGAGCUCUUUAGCAGAGUAUUUGGACCACAUGUCAUUCCUGGACUCAUCUCUGCACUACGAGCAUCCUCAAGCAGAGGGAGCGUGCAGACCCCAGGACUUCAGCGGGACAGGAGCGGAGAUCAAGUGCGGAAUGACCGAUGAUUUUCGUCUGGAGUGUGGCGGUCAUAUGAGUGGGUUUGACCUAGAAGACAUCCAAGGUGUGUUAAGGAGUAUGAGUUUUUAUAAGUGUAAGGCUAGGAUCUCUGAAGCCUGGAAUAAAGUCCAGGAGUUGGAGGAGCCAAUGAGGACGGAGACUGUGGAAGAGCUCACCCUUCCUGUAGCCUCACACAGGCAGAGAUUCAGCCUCUCUCACAACAGACUACUUGAAACCAGGGUGAUGGACAUGAGGAGGGAGGUGAUGAACACUGUUCUCACCAGCCGAUCAUUCAGCACACAGGGGAACAGAGUGGCAGCGACUGUGGACUACCUGCCCUCUCUGCGCACCAUUUGUAGAUCAGAAAGACUGAAGGAGCAGGGGAAGGUCAAACGCAGGUUCAUGCACUACCUCGACGGCAUUCACCUCGAUCUAACUAAAAGCACUCUUCAGCACCUGGCUUCAGAUUUUCCUUGAAUGGAUUGAUCGCAGUGUGCUGAGGCAGCCUGUUCGUGGCAGCUGCUCAAUAUGUAUUUGUACAGUAAUAUUAUAUACCCUGAUAGCAAAGUGAGGUUUUAUCUUUGUGGAUUUUCUAUUUGAUUUUUUGUUUUUUUUUUACUCUCUGUGGAGAGUCUAAUGUUUUGUACUUUUAUCAUGUAGUAUGUUUUAUGAAGUAAUAAAUGUGUACUUACACCUUGUCAGAAAACAUGUGUCCACCAAAAAUGUAUAUAACACUGAAAAUUGUUCUUAUCGACCUGUAACGGCUACUCUGGUAGUUCAGCGCCAUCUUCAGUAACGUCAAGGUUUUAAAUCAGGCACUAAAAUUCAAAUCGCUGUUUCUCAAUGGUUUUCUAUACAAUUUAACAUCCUUUAAUUAGUAUUAAUAUUUACAAAUAUGACUUUAUUUAAUGUCUCAAUAAAUGUGCAUAUGUUUUACAA
Molecule: messenger RNA, 6275 nt
Organism: Ictalurus punctatus (channel catfish)
Lineage: Eukaryota; Metazoa; Chordata; Actinopteri; Siluriformes; Ictaluridae
Gene: atad5a
Product: ATPase family AAA domain containing 5a
Exons: 23
Coding region: 417-5813 (1798 amino acids)
Cellular component (GO): nucleus
Molecular function (GO): DNA clamp unloader activity; ATP hydrolysis activity; ATP binding
Source: RefSeq, a predicted model, not a curated record